CCGGCUUCAUCUUGCUCCCCCUUCUUUCCUUCCCGUCUGGAUACGGAAGCCGAGAGGCGUCUCUCCGGCUGCUUUUCAGCCUACCGAGGAGCUGGGCCGGGAGGGCCGCCCAGCCGGGCUGGCGGCGGCGGCUGCAGCAGAGGAAGAAAAUGGCGGCGCCGCUGCUCUCCCUCUCCGAGGGAGAAGGCGCCCGAGCGCGGCGGCGGGAACAACUCCGUGCCUGGGCCGAGGCCGAGGCGGCCGCCGCCGCUGCUACUCUUCUCCCGACCCCGCCUCCCGCAGAUUCCGCGCCUUCACCCGCUCCGGCUGGGUUGCCGGCGUCCGCGGAUGAGGCGCUGUCUCUCGCGGCGCCUGGGAUGGGCUCCGGCGGACGCCCGCGCGCGGUCCGUUUCGACGCGGCCGCCGAGUUCUUGGCCUGCUGCGCCGGCGCCGAGCUGGAAGCGGCGCGGGAGAUGCUCCGGGCCGACCCGGCCGCCGUGAACGGCACCAACGCGGACGGCAUCAGCGCUCUCCACCAGGCCUGCAUUGAUGAAAACAUGGAAGUGGUUGAAUUUCUGGUGGAAAAUGGAGCUGAUAUAAACCAGGCAGACAAUGAAGGCUGGACUCCGCUGCAUGUCGCUGCCUCCUGUGGCUACAUUGAGAUUGCACAAUACCUCUUGGACCACGGUGCCAACAUUGCUGCAGUGAAUAGUGAUGGGGACGUGCCACUGGACAUUGCUGAGGCUGACAACAUGGAGGCCUUGCUGCGAGCAGAAAUUGAGAAACGAGGGGUAGAUGUAGAGGUAGCCAAGCGAGAGGAAGAAGAGAUGAUGCUUCGUGAUGCUCGCCAUUGGCUGAAUGCUGGCAAAAUAUAUGACGAGCCUCACCCCAAAACUGGGGCCACUGCCCUCCAUGUGGCCGCUGCUAAAGGCUAUGUCGAGGUCAUGAGGCUGCUCUUGCAGGCUGGCUAUGACACCAAUGUGCAGGACAAAGAUGGCUGGGCACCCCUACAUGCAGCAGCUCACUGGGGAGUGGAAGAGGCCUGCCGGCUUUUGGCUGAGCAUUUCUGCGACAUGGAGGCUCUCAACAAUGUGGGCCAGCGUCCCUGCGAUCUUGCAGAUGAAGGUACUUUGUCACUGCUGGAAGAGCUGCAACAUAAACAAAAUGAUUUGCGCAGCAAAAAGGAAGCCCAUCGGCAGGCUGUGAUUGACACCAGUUUGGAACAGGCCCCCUCGUACACAAGCAAACAUCGAAGAAGCUCCGUGUGUCGCAUGAGCAGCAAAGAAAAGAUCUCGGUCCAAGAUCAGUCAAAGGAGCGGAAGACCUUGGGUACCAUUGCUGUGGGCGAAGAGGAGACCAGUUCGGCUUCGGAGGGGGAUGAAAUACCAGAGUCCAAUGAAGUGAAAGCUGUUCCCCCAACAGACAGCAGUGCAGUGAACGGAGUGUCUGUGACUCCAAUUAGGCCUCUGUCCCCAUGUCCUCUUGGCCCAAAGUUCUCUGGAGGUCCCAGCCGCAUCACAGAGCCAGGGAGUUUGCCAGAUCCGGCCACAUGGAGACAGAAUCUACGCAAAACAAGCAGCUUUGGAGUAUUGCAGGAUGCCAAGCUGGACGAAGGGGUCCACAAGGGGGGCAGCGGCAUCAAGCGCUCAGCAUCCAGUCCCCGGCUUGAUACAGAAGAGAAGCAAGACAUCCAGGAGCUCUUGAAGAAGUGGAACAAGAAUCCCAUUGGCCCAUGGUUAGCCAAUAGGAACACAGCUUCUGAGCCACCUGGUGACCCGAACAAAGAGCCACGCCUGGCACGAGUAAUCCCAACCCCCACUCGCCGGAUAUUUGCCCUCCCAGACACAGAACCCCACCGGGAUCCCCGACGCGCGUCAUACCAGACGCCCGUGCGAGAUGAAGAAUCUGAAUCCCAAAGAAAAGCCCGUUCUAGGCUCAUGAGACAAUCCAGGCGUUCCACACAGGGAGUAACCCUUACGGACCUCAAGGAGGCUGAGAAGACCAUGGGCUGGACCAGCGAUUCCAAAACUCCUUCAGAACAAAGGAACAAGGAGGAUGAAAAACGGGACAAAGAAGGGGAACAGCAGUCUCAGGAGACCACGGACUCUGCUAGGCGGUUCCGGCUCCUCAGUUCAGACAGUUCUUCAGUUUAUACUGUGAAUCCGUUAGUGGUGAAUUCGCAGCUCCAGAAAGGAACGGAAGUCGAUAAGGCUGGCUCUGAGCUGGAUACAGACCUUCGGAACAGACUGGCUAUCCGAGACCGCAGGAAAGGCCGGCGAGAGAGGCGCAUCACUGGUCUGGGAGGAAGCUCAGAGGGGGAGGAAGAUGAAGACACUGAACAAGUCCACAAUGAAGAUCCAUCUGUACAUAGCAGCGAUCACUUAAACAGCCUUCUGCCAAACCGGACUGCACCUUCUGGCUGCCAAAGAGGGAGCAGCGCACCUUCGGGCUGCAGAGAAGAACCGGACAAUUAUUACAAGAAACUGUAUGAAGAUCUCUUGAUUGAGAAUGAAAAGCUGAAGGAACAGUUGCAGGAGGCGCAGCUCCAACUCACACAGAUUAAGCUGGAGCUGGAAAGAGUGACCCAGAGGCAGGAGCGCUUUGCUGAACGACCGGCUCUUCUAGAACUAGAGAGAUUUGAGCGUCGAGCUUUGGAAAGGAAAGCUGCUGAGCUGGAGGAAGAAUUGAAGGCUCUUUCAGAUUUGAAGGCCGACAACCAGCGUCUUAAAGACGAAAACGCCGCUCUUAUUCGUGUGAUCAGCAAGCUCUCCAAGUGACCACCAGCUGCUGUCAUUGUCCCCCGGUUUCUGUGCGAAGCAGGGACCUUCCUCCACACACACCCCCACCCCCACAUGUACCAAGAUCCUGAGCAGGGACAGGAGAAAUACGUGAGGAUAGGGUUGGUCCCCUUCCUCUCACCACCCAGACACUCCAGACGCGGGCUGUUCUGAGGCUCGGCCAAAUAGGCCCCACCAACUAUUGUUUUCCCCAGAAGCUUGUCUCGACGCCUGCUUCUCCUCCCCCAGCCCUUCCCCUUCCCAGAGACAGUAUUUAUUUUGUGGCUUCCUUCAGUGAUGCUCUUUGCUUUAUUGCUUUUCCUCCAGGGAACAAGGAGCAUAGGGAUGAUAGGAACCAGUCUUUCUGGGAACCCAUAGGAGCGGGGUGGCCAGCAUUGUUGCUGUGGGGAAAUGGGAUUAACAGGCCUUCUUGACAACCAGGUCCUUAGGGUGUCCCUUACGGUUAAGCUUGGCAGCCCGAGAGACAAGUUACCCAGUAGUGGCCAUGCCGUAACCAGCAAAUGCUGCAAGAGGCUGGCCAGCAUUAAUGGAUCGGACGGAGGGUGGCAUCUGGUCUUUGCAAAGCUAAAAGAAGUGAGCAGCCGGAUUGCAGCAGCGAUCCAUGGCAGUCUUGGCCAAGCCAAAGCUGGCCCAGUCAUUCUUGGUCAUUCGUCAGGAGAGGCUUGGGAGUCAUGCCUGAUUAGCUGUGAGGAUGAGGAUGAAUGUCAAUGGUGGGGCAAGAGAGGCAGCAGUGCUGUGGAGUUUCUGCUCCUUUCUCUUUGCAUCUUAACACUCGGGUGCAAAUAUUGAGUUGUCCCCUUUCUGGUCUUUGAAUGUCCAUAAAGUUAGGUGGGUUUUUCAGAAUUGCACCUAACUUAGGCCAAAGGAAACCUCCCCCUUCCUUCCUUCCUCCUGCCAUGUGAACCGUAGCCUUCUGCCAACACCCAGCCUGUUGAUGCUGCUGCUGGCACUGUCACCUGAGGUUUGAAGCCAAUAAGAGAGGCCAUAGCCAAAACCCACACUUGACACGGUUACAUAAAUUGCCAGCCUUCACUCCUGCUUCUCCAGGAGCUGUGCCUCCUUGACCUUUCAUUUUCUAGCUCCCUGGGCACCAUUUGUCUCCCAGAAGUAAUCUGGAGUUCCAGCUUAGUGGCUGUCCCAUAUUUUGCUUCCUGCACGCAUGCAAUCCAAUACUUUCAAUGUUAAAACUGAGGGCUAGAAGUACUUCAAAGUGAAACUGAGGGCUAGAAGUAAUUCCAAGAGAAAAACGGGUCCAAAGUACUACCCUGAAAAUCCUGUUUGUGUGUGUGUGUGUGUUUUUCCUGCGCUAUCAUGAGCCAAGAUUCCUUUGCCAAAAUAAAUAAAUCCUCCCUUUUCUGCCAUGGCCCCUUCUUCUUACCCCCCACUUUUCUUCCCUCCACUGUCCUAGUCCAGGGACGUCCCCCACCUCCUUCCAUAAAUAUCUGUACAUAACAGAAGUAUUUUCUAUAUGGCUGCAUUGCCAACAAAAACCAGAAGAAAAAUGCAGAGAAACUUAAAUGUGCAAUAUCGCAUGAGUAUUUUUUUUCCAAAGAAGUCUCUAUAUUGUACUUGUUUAUUUAGCAGCACAGCUGCCAUUGUUUUAAAGAACAGGGAAUUGAAAUUACCGUGUUUGAAUAUAAUAAACAAAAUUUUAAAAUUGG
This is a messenger RNA of Crotalus tigris (Tiger rattlesnake), 4438 nucleotides long. It is a transcript of the gene PPP1R12C, whose product is annotated as protein phosphatase 1 regulatory subunit 12C. The record is from RefSeq and is a predicted model, not a curated record. Gene Ontology annotation, molecular function: phosphatase regulator activity; protein kinase binding; enzyme inhibitor activity. The transcript is spliced from 22 exons. Gene Ontology annotation, biological process: signal transduction. Lineage: Eukaryota; Metazoa; Chordata; Lepidosauria; Squamata; Viperidae. Gene Ontology annotation, cellular component: cytoplasm. The coding region runs from base 150 to 2756 and encodes 868 amino acids.